Hemiscyllium ocellatum (epaulette shark) is the source of this 2002-nucleotide messenger RNA. Its product is annotated as gastrula zinc finger protein XlCGF7.1-like. Gene Ontology annotation, cellular component: nucleus. The coding region runs from base 704 to 1660 and encodes 318 amino acids. The transcript has 4 exons. The record is from RefSeq and is a predicted model, not a curated record. NCBI's taxonomy places the organism in Eukaryota, Metazoa, Chordata, Chondrichthyes, Orectolobiformes, Hemiscylliidae. Gene Ontology annotation, biological process: regulation of transcription by RNA polymerase II; central nervous system development. Gene Ontology annotation, molecular function: RNA polymerase II cis-regulatory region sequence-specific DNA binding; DNA-binding transcription factor activity, RNA polymerase II-specific.
CUAGCAUCGUUAGAAAUUGUAAAUUUUUCGUGAGUGCAGGCUCUAUUCAUGAUGAAGGACUUUUGCCCUAAACGUCGAUUUUCCUGCUCCUUGGAUGCUGCCUGAACUGCUGUGCUUUUCCAGCACCAUUCUCAUCAAAAGUGGAUUGGCCAUGUUGAAUUCCCCAUAGUGCCCAGGGAUGUGCAGGUUAGGGUGGAUGGCUAUGCUAAAUUAGGCAUAAUGUGCAGUCUAUGCUCGGUGUUUUGGAUGGUGUUCCUCCUCCUGAGGGUCUCGGACUUGUCUGGAUGAUUAUGUGUAUUUGAAGAUAGAAGCUUCAAAAUCAACACAUGAAGUCCUUAUACCCGAAACGUUAACUCUCCUGCUCCUCGGAUGCUGCCUGACCUGCUGCACUUUUCCAGUACCACACAUUUUGACACUGACUCUCCAGCGUCUGCAGUCCUCACUUUGACGUCAAUGUCUGACAGUCACUCAAUCCAGCGGGACUGGAAACAAUUUUCAACUAUGAUUCUGUGAGAAGGAGCAAAGUGUUUUGGUUCCUGUUUGAGUACAUUUUCAGCAUCAGUGGGACUGGAUGAGAGACCCUACUGUUGCAGCGCAUUGAGUGUGGGGCGUGUAGCAGCUUCUACAGCCUGGAAAGAGGAAUUGACGGCAGGGAGGGGCUGGAAACGUGUGUGUGUAUUUGUGUGCAGCUGAAGCUUCGGCCAUGGAGAAACCUGAGGAAUCCCGCCCCGUGGAGAAAUGGUGGAAGUGUGGUGAUGGGGGAAAAGGCUUCCGUUUCCCGUCUGCCCUGGAGAUUCAUCAGCGCAUCCACACAGGGGAGAGGCCGUUCUCCUGCCCCGAGUGUGGGAAGGCCUUCAGCAAAUGCUCCGACCUGCUGAGGCACCAGCGGUCCCACACGGGGGAGAGGCCCUUCAACUGCCCCAAGUGCUGGAAGAGAUUUACCCGGGCCUCCCACCUGCUGAGGCACCAGCGGGCCCACACAGGGGAGAGGCCGUUCUCCUGCCCAGAGUGUGGGAAGCGAUUUGCCCAGGCCUCCAACCUGCUGACCCACCGGCAGGUCCACACUGGGGAGAGGCCCUUCAGCUGCUCAGAGUGUGGGAAGGCCUUCAGCAAUUCCCCUAACCUGCUGAGGCACUGGCAGGUCCACACUGGGGAGAGGCCCUUCAGCUGCCCCGAGUGUGGGAAGGCCUUCAGCGAUUUCUCUUCCCUGCUGACCCACCAGCGGAGCCACACUGGGGAGAGGCCCUUCAGCUGCCCCGAGUGCGGGAAGGCCUUCAACAAUUCCUCUUCUCUCCUGAUCCACCAGCGGAUCCACACUGGGGAGAGGCCAUUCAGCUGCCCGGAGUGUGGGAAGGCCUUCCGCCAUUCCCCCAACCUGCUAAGGCACCAGCGGGUCCACACUGGGGAGAAGCCUUUCAGCUGCCCCGAGUGUGGGAAGGCCUUCAGUAAUUCCUCCAACCUGCUGACCCACCAGCGGAUCCACACUGGGGAGAGGCCCUUCAGCUGCCCCGAGUGUGGGAAAGCCUUCAGCAAUUCCUUCAACCUGCUGACCCACCGGCGGGUCCACACGGGGGAGAGGCCCUUCAGCUGCCCUGAGUGUGGAAAGGACUUCACCCGCUCCUCCCUCCUCCGGAGGCACCAGCAAGUUCAUGUAGGGUGAUUGAAGGAGUGACGGCUGAGUGCCAUUAUCGACUGGACUAUUAACCCAGUUCCAGGGACUCCUGAGUUUGAAUCCCGCUGCGGCAGAUGGCGCUAUACAGGGUCUGGGUUGAAAUUGCUGAGUGAGUCAAUACUUCCUCCAGGUUAAGGCUGUACCAAGGAUCCAAUUACAAAGGGACAACUCAGUGGUGACCAAUAGUAAAGACAGUGAUGGGGGGUGGGGAGAGUGUGUGCGCUUUGACUUUGAACUGUUUAAACAGCAGCUACUUUUUCUCUGCUAUUUUGCUGAGGGGAUCUGAAGCUGUAACAAAGUUGGGUUGCAAUAAAGGUUACCUGAACUUGC